Messenger RNA from Cornus florida, 520 nucleotides. Its product is annotated as calcium-binding protein CML38-like. Lineage: Eukaryota; Viridiplantae; Streptophyta; Magnoliopsida; Cornales; Cornaceae. Gene Ontology annotation, molecular function: calcium ion binding. The transcript has a single exon. The record is from RefSeq and is a predicted model, not a curated record. The coding region runs from base 152 to 442 and encodes 96 amino acids.
GAUGCUGCCCUACUACCAUCUUAAUCUUGAGGACUGGUCUUUCUUCUCCUCCUCCGAUAUCAAGCAUUUUCUUUGUUCCCUUCACAGUUGUAUCUAUGAUAUCACAUUUAUUUACUUGUUUAUUGUUUUGAUCAAAAAAUGACCCCUACAGAUGGCUGGCCGGUCAUCGGAUUCAGAUGGAGACGGGAUGUUGGGGUUGGAGGACUUUAGAAAGCUGAUGAAGAAUGGUGGAAAGGAUGAGAGGAAGGAAGAGCUGAGAGAGGCCUUUAAGAUGUAUGAGAUAGAGGGGACUGGGUGUAUUACACCCAAGAGCUUGAAGAGGAUGCUGAGUCGACUCAGGAAGUCAUCCCCUAUGGAGGAUUGUAAGCCCAUCAUCAGUAUGUUUGAUAUCAAUGGUGAUGGUGUCCUUAACUUUGAGGAAUUCACCAUCAUGAUACACUGAUCCAUCAAUCACCAUAAUUUGCACAUAUAUAUGCGUACUCUACUUUUGAUUCUUCUAAAUACAUUCAUUUAUUUGUAA